Molecule: messenger RNA, 1077 nt
Organism: Salvia miltiorrhiza (redroot sage)
Lineage: Eukaryota; Viridiplantae; Streptophyta; Magnoliopsida; Lamiales; Lamiaceae
Product: chlorophyll a-b binding protein 8, chloroplastic-like
Exons: 3
Coding region: 122-931 (269 amino acids)
Biological process (GO): response to light stimulus; photosynthesis, light harvesting in photosystem I
Cellular component (GO): chloroplast thylakoid membrane; plastoglobule
Source: RefSeq, a predicted model, not a curated record
CCAGAUGACAAGAUCCCAACUUUAUCCUUUUUUUUUUCUUUUCCCCCUCAACUUGUUAUGUUAUGCACCACCAUUUCAUUGCUUUGAAUUAAUUCUUGAAUUGCUGAGUUAACUCGUGACAAUGGCAACUCAGGCAUUGUCCAUUUGCACUUCAGCAGAGGCGGCGAGGCAGAUUCUUGGAGGGCGGCCGCCGCUCUCCUCCAAGAAGGUUUCCUUGGUCGUAAGAGCUGCUUCUUCUACUCCUCCGGUUAAGCAAGGAGCUGACAGGCAGCUUUGGUUUGCUUCCAAGCAGAGUCUUUCCUACCUGGAUGGAAGUCUCCCUGGAGACUUCGGGUUCGACCCGUUGGGACUGUCGGACCCGGAGGGCACGGGAGGAUUCAUCGAGCCGAGGUGGCUGGCCUACGGAGAGAUCAUCAACGGGCGGUUCGCCAUGUUGGGGGUGGUAGGAGCCAUUGCACCAGAAAUCCUGGGGAAAGCAGGGCUGAUCCCGGCGGAAACAGCUCUCCCAUGGUUCCGAACGGGGGUGAUUCCCCCGGCCGGAACCUACGACUACUGGGCCGAUAACUACACGCUUUUCGUGCUGGAGAUGGCCCUGAUGGGGUUCGCGGAGCACAGGAGGUUCCAGGACUGGGCCAAGCCAGGCUCCAUGGGGAAGCAGUACUUUCUAGGCCUGGAGAAGGGUUUGGGAGGAUCGGGUGAUCCUGCCUACCCCGGUGGCCCGUUUUUCAACCCGUUAGGGUUCGGGAAAGACGAGAAGUCGAUGAAGGAGUUGAAGCUGAAGGAGGUGAAGAAUGGGAGACUGGCGAUGUUGGCGAUCUUGGGAUUUUUCAUACAAGCUUUGGUGACGGGCGUCGGGCCGUACCAAAAUUUGCUGGAUCAUCUGUCUGAUCCUAUCAACAACAAUGUCUUCACCAGUCUCAAAUUUCAUUAGUCCGUUUGAGAUGUUGUGAUGUGCUCUCUCUCAUUGUCCUGUUUAAAAAUUUGUUGUGCAGAUUUACUAUGAGACUGUCAAGACUGUAAUUUGUAUCUCACAGACUUGGAUCAAACUAUGAAAAACUUUAUUUCGUGGAAGUAAAA